GUCUGUAACUAAUGCUAGGGGUAUCCUCACAAAACCAAAACACAACAGGCUGUUUCUUGCCAUUCACAAACUUCUGAAUUUUAUUGCCCACCGUAUUAUUAACUGCGAGAAAUUACAAAGAUGGCUGCUCCGCCGCUAGAACAAGGAGCACUCCUUCUGAGAAGGCAACUAAUAGAGUUAUCUAAGAAACCUGUGGAAGGAUUCUCAGCUGGUCUAGUGGACGACGAUGACUUGUACCAAUGGGAGGUCCUCAUUAUGGGACCACAAGACACAUACUAUGAAGGUGGGUAUUUUAAGGCACACUUGAUUUUCCCAAAGGAGUAUCCACAGAGACCACCGAAAAUGAAAUUUAUCACAGAGAUUUGGCAUCCAAAUGUUGAAAAAAAUGGAGAUGUGUGCAUUUCAAUCUUACAUGAGCCCGGAGAGGAUAAGUGGGGCUAUGAAAAGCCUGAAGAGAGGUGGCUGCCCAUACACACUGUGGAGACUAUAGCUAUCAGUGUCAUCUCCAUGUUGGCGGACCCUAACGACGAAAGUCCUGCUAACGUUGAUGCUGCAAAAGAGUGGCGAGAGCAAUACACUACUACAUUUAAAAAGAAGGUUAUGAAAUGUGUUCGGAAAAGUCAAGAUAGCUUAUAACUAUUUAGGCCAUUAUAAAAGUAUGUUGUUUUAAAUUCAUAUUCUGCUGAGUUAUAUAAUUAUUAUAGUGCAAAAGUAGAGUUGAUGUCUAUAUUGCGUAAAUCAACUCGAUCCCUCAGUCAUAGAUGCUCUCUAUUGUUUCAUAUUCUCUUACAUGAUCAUGCUUCUGUAUAGAAUAUUUAUUUUGGAUUGUAAAAACAUAAACACACGCGACUAUUAUAAUUAUUUUGCUGUCA
Messenger RNA from Halichondria panicea, 872 nucleotides. Its product is annotated as ubiquitin-conjugating enzyme E2 G1-like. Gene Ontology annotation, biological process: protein polyubiquitination; ubiquitin-dependent protein catabolic process. Lineage: Eukaryota; Metazoa; Porifera; Demospongiae; Suberitida; Halichondriidae. The record is from RefSeq and is a predicted model, not a curated record. Gene Ontology annotation, molecular function: ubiquitin conjugating enzyme activity. The transcript is spliced from 5 exons. Bases 121 to 636 code for a protein of 171 amino acids.